Didymella exigua CBS 183.55 is the source of this 174-nucleotide messenger RNA. RefSeq lists its product as uncharacterized. Bases 1 to 174 code for a protein of 57 amino acids. The transcript is spliced from 2 exons. The record is from RefSeq and is a predicted model, not a curated record. NCBI's taxonomy places the organism in Eukaryota, Fungi, Ascomycota, Dothideomycetes, Pleosporales, Didymellaceae.
AUGUGCAAGAAGGCAGCAUGCGACGCCUGCAACAAAACCACGUGGUGGGGCUGCGGCAAGCACGUCUCCGGCGUUAUGAACCAUGUUCCCGCCGACGAAUGGUGCACAUGCACACCGCGCGUAACAGUCGAAGAUAAAGCCUACCCACCCAUGGGCACCCUCGCGGCUGCGUGA